Molecule: messenger RNA, 2292 nt
Organism: Theileria equi strain WA
Lineage: Eukaryota; Apicomplexa; Aconoidasida; Piroplasmida; Theileriidae
Product: kinesin, putative
Exons: 3
Coding region: 1-2292 (763 amino acids)
Biological process (GO): microtubule-based movement
Molecular function (GO): microtubule motor activity; microtubule binding; ATP binding
Source: RefSeq, a predicted model, not a curated record
AUGACAAAAAGACUCUAUGAUAAGGGUCGUAUAGACGUUAUUGUCAGGAAACGACCCCUAAAUGAAAGCGAAGUUUCUAGAGGUGAUAGAGAUAUCGUCUCCUGCAGGGGUCGCCAUGUCGUUGUGGAUGAAUUCAAGUACCGAAUUGAUGGAACGGGAUACGUGGAAAAACAUGAAUUUCGUGUCGAUAGAUUCUAUGAUGAGACCGCAGAUAACGGACUCAUUUACACUGAAUAUGUAAAACCACUCAUAGAGUAUGCGUUCAAGGAACAUAAAACAUGCUCAUGUUUUACCUAUGGACAAACUAGCAGUGGAAAAACAUACACGAUGAUAGGUUCUCGCAUGCAUAAGGCGGUUAAUCAUAAGCCAAUUCCUGGAAUAUACGAGUAUGCUGCAAAUGAUAUUUACGAUACUUUAAACAAGGCAGAAUACAAUGGAAAAAUUGAGAUUAUGAUUAGUUUUUAUGAAAUUUACUGUGGAAAGCUGUAUGAUUUGCUACAGAAUAGAAAGUUAUUAGAAGCCCUUGAUAAUGGGAAAAGGGAGGUAGUGAUUAAAGACUUGACAGUUAGACGUAUAACAUGCAGAGAGGAUUUGAUUGAGCACAUGUUGGAUGGUUUGAAUCUUAGACGUAUAGGACAAAACUCACAAAACGAUCAGUCUUCAAGGUCCCACGCUUUACUCAGAAUUGAGCUAAAAAAUAUAAAAACAUCAAAAAUACAAGGGCGUCUGAUGUUCAUUGAUUUAGCAGGUAGCGAGAGAGGAGCUGAUUCAAUAAAUCAGUGCAGACAAACCCAGAUUGAUGGUGCAGGUAUAAACCGAUCCCUUUUAGCCUUGAAGGAAUGUAUAAGGGCAAUGGACAUGGAGAAAUUACACAUACCAUUCAGAAAUAGUGAAUUAACAAAGGUCUUGCGGGAUAUCUUUAUAGGGGAUAGUAGAAAUGUAAUGAUUGCAAACGUUUGUCCUAGUAAUCUUUCCUGUGAACAAACUUUGAAUACACUAAGAUAUGCUUCGAAAGUCAAGAGCUUCAAGAACUGCAACAGUGAAAUUUUCAAACUAUCCGAGCGAGGUGGAAAAAUUUCCAAUUAUGAAUCAUUCCAGAAUAGUUUAUCAUGUCCAGAUGAAACCUUUUCAAAUAGCAAAAGUGUAGAGAACAUGGUUAUUGACGAUGAUAAAUCUGUUAUUAGUACAAAUUUUUCCACAAACCAACUUACACGUGACUCAAUUGACCAACUUCGGAAUAAUUCCACGGAUCAGGAUAUGAACUAUAUGGGAAAUGUAGAAUCCAUAGACAAUUCAUUAAUUACAACACCUAAUGAGUCCGCUGGUUUCUCAUGCGUUGCCUCAAGAAUUCCCAUAAAUACAGGGUUAUUUUGCAACAUGUACCGAGACGUUCAAAUGAGUAGUGUAAGCCAAUCUCCAAUGGGUGAUGGCACCAAAACUAAUACCGAUUUUCCUACUACUCUUAAACUUAGGACGGAACAUAAAGAUUCUUCCAAAAUGAGCCCCUAUGCUCCAAGGCUAGUAUCUUGCAACACGGAGUCAAACAAUGAAACUAUGGAUAUGCAUAAUGGGCACGAUACUUCACCAAGAACAAGACUAGUAGAAGAUGGGUUAGAAAAAAGGUUUGGACUGUUAGACAAUAGUUUUUCCGCGGAAGAUACAUACGCUAAUCCAUGUUCCAACAUGUAUGGAACUGAAAUAUCUAGAAAUACAUCACUUAAUACUGCCAUAUCUGUAGAUUUUAGAGAGGGGGAUUCCAAAACUCCAACAGGACGUGCAAACCAAUUUAACAUACCUGCAGAAAAUAUAGAUUUUGAAACGCACGGUUCUUAUCCAAACCACCCGGACUCUCGUAUCCAUGAUAUUGAAUUGAUGCUAAAAUCACAAAACACAUUGGCGAUGCGUAGCAUCCAAAAGGCAGUUAAGGCAAUGCCUCUGGAUUCAUCCAAGACCACUAUUCUUCAGUCUUUGCUUGAAAUUCAUGAUAUGGACUACUCUUGUGUCUAUACAACUCUAACUGGGAAAAGCAUAAGCUCGGUCACUAGAGAGGAUAUCAAGUACAUUGCAGAGUUACAGGGCAACAUACACAAAUCGCUCAUUCAGUGCAAUGAAAUUCACAACAAGUUAUCGCUUUUGACAUUAAAUGGCGAAUACAGUGAUGAAUCUUAUAUUAGUAACAAGGUAGAAAUGCAGUUGAAGUCUUUAUUGCUCCUAAAACAGGCUCACGAAAGGUAUACUCAAACAAGUAAGCUACUUGCAUACGUCAAGUCACUCUGCGAAGAGUAUUCUUGA